Molecule: messenger RNA, 1868 nt
Organism: Dipodomys spectabilis (banner-tailed kangaroo rat)
Lineage: Eukaryota; Metazoa; Chordata; Mammalia; Rodentia; Heteromyidae
Gene: Npas1
Product: neuronal PAS domain protein 1
Exons: 11
Coding region: 1-1758 (585 amino acids)
Biological process (GO): regulation of transcription by RNA polymerase II
Molecular function (GO): DNA-binding transcription factor activity, RNA polymerase II-specific; RNA polymerase II transcription regulatory region sequence-specific DNA binding; protein dimerization activity
Source: RefSeq, a predicted model, not a curated record
AUGGCGACCCCCUUCCCCGGGAGCGGCGGCGGCGGCGAGGUCAAGUGCGGGGGAGGCGGUGGCGCCGGCGUCCCGUGGGACUUUCUACCGGGGCUGAUGGUCAAGGCCCCACCCGGACCCUGCCUGCAGGCGCAGCGCAAGGAGAAGUCCCGCAACGCGGCGCGCUCCCGGCGCGGGAAGGAGAACCUGGAGUUCUUCGAGCUGGCCCGGCUGCUGCCGCUGCCCGGCGCCAUCUCCGGCCAGCUGGACAAGGCGUCGGUCGUGCGCCUCAGCGUCAGCUUCCUCCGCCUGCGCCGCUUCGCCGCGCUCGGGGCGCCGCCCUGGGGGCUGCGGGCCGUGGGGCCGCCCGCCGGCCUCGCCCCAGGCCGGCGGAGCGCCACGGCGCUCGUCUCCGAGGUCUUUGAACAACACCUGGGGGCGCACAUCCUGCAGUCCUUGGAUGGCUUCGUGUUUGCCUUGAACCAGGAUGGAAAAUUCCUCUACAUCUCAGAAACAGUCUCCAUAUACCUGGGACUCUCACAGGUGGAGCUGACGGGCAGCAGCGUCUUCGACUACAUCCACCCCGGGGACCACUCGGAGGUGCUGGAGCAGCUGGGGCUGCAGGCCCGGACCCCCGCGCCGCCCACCCCGCCUUCCGCCGCCUCCUCGGCCUCCUCCUCCUCCUCCUCCUCGCUGGCCGACCGGCCUGAGAUCGAGCCCCGCCCCUCCGGGGCGCGCCCUCCUGCCCGGGCGCAGGAGCGUUCCUUCUUUGUCCGCAUGAAGUCCACGCUCACCAAGAGGGGCCUGCACGUGAAGGCCUCAGGGUACAAGGUCAUCCAUGUGACUGGGCGGCUGCGCGCCCGCGCCCUGGGCCUGGUGGCUCUGGGCCACGCGCUGCCCCCAGCCCCGCUGGCCGAGCUGCCUCUCCACGGACACAUGGUGGUGUUCCGCCUCAGCCUGGGUCUCACCAUCCUCGCCUGUGAGAGCAGGGUGAGCGACCACAUGGACCUGGGCCCCUCCGAGCUGGUGGGCCGCAGCUGUUACCAGUUUGUUCAUGGACAGGAUGCAAGCAGGAUUCGCCAGAGCCACCUGGACCUGCUGGACAAGGGUCAGGUGGUGACUGGUUAUUACCGCUGGCUGCAGCGAGCUGGGGGCUUCGUGUGGCUGCAGUCCGUGGCCACUGUGGCUGGGAAUGGGAAGAGCCCAGGGGAGCACCACGUGCUGUGGGUCAGCCACGUGCUCAGCCAUGCAGAAGGCGGCCAGACCCCUCUGGAUGCCUUCCAGCUUCCGGCCAGUGUGGCCUGCGAGAACCCGCCCAGCCCAGAGCCAGAGCCCGCAGAGGGGGCCCCUCCGGAGGACGGGGAGCAGGCUACCCCCACCGAGGACGAGACCCCACCGGUCAGGGGCAAACGCAUCAAAGUGGAGCCGGGCCCCAAGGAAAGGAGGGGCUCUGAGGACAGCACAGAUGAGGAGCCUGCGGCCCCCCCACGACCCGAGUUCACAUCGGUUAUCCGCGCGGGAGCGCCAAAGCUGGACCCAGUGCGGUCAUGGGGCCUGGCGCCUCCCGGGGACCCUGCACCCGCCCUCCUCCACGCGGGCUUCCUGUGCACGCCGGGAGGCAUUGGUGCCAUCCGCUAUGGCCCCGCCGAGCUGGGCCUCAUGUACCCACACCUGCAGAGGCUGGGCCCAGGGCCAGGGCUCCCUGAUGCCUUCUAUCCCUCCCUUGGCCUGCCCUACCCCGGGCCCGCGGGGGCCAGGGUGCAGCGGAAGGGGGACUAAAGACUGGACUUGGGAGGGCCGCGCUGCACCCCACCCUAGGCCCAGGCCUGCAUCUGGUCUGGAGAAUUAAACACCUGCUCCUCUUGGGGAUGUCAGGGUCCCUGUCUGCA